ACUACUUUGUUAUGGUAUCAGAGCCAAACAAAUAAAAGUUCUUGGCAAAACUAGAAUAAACCUACGAACCAUCGUUAACAUACUGUUACGGUGAGAAUCACUUGAUUUUUUUUUUACUAUGGCGGCGUCACCAACAUCGUCCUCUACAGACAUGCGUUUGCUUGUUUCUCCGUAUUACCUCCAUCCAUCGGAUAAUACAGGACAAGCUCAGUCACCCAUUCUUCUGAAUGGAGCAAACUAUGAGCGAUGGGCAAAACUACUGCUCAAUUCGUUGAAAGCAAAACGAAAACAAGGUUUCAUUGAUGGAACUCUUAAAAGACCAGUCAACAAACCUGAAGAAGAAGAAAAGUGGGACAUGGUAAAUUCCAUGAUCAUUGGAUGGAUCUACAGCAGCAUUGAACCUAAGCUUCGACCGUCUGUAUCUCUUGUGGACAGUGCAAAAGCUAUGUGGGGUAGCCUUCAACGAAGGUUUUCUGUAAGUGAUGAUACCCGGAUCCAUCAACUGCACGCCGAUAUUGCAUCUUGCAAACAGAACGGCGACGUGGUGGAAGUUUAUUUCGGGAGAUUGAAGGUCUUGUGGGACGAUCUGGCUGAUCUUGACAAAGGAUUCUCUUGUUGUUGUGGGGAUUCAGAAUGUGCAUCAAUGACCAAGUAUGAGAAGAAGGAAGAGAAGAUACGCGUUCAUCAAUUCCUUAUGGGACUGGAUAACUCUCGAUUUGGCAUUACAAGGUCAAAUCUGUUGAGCAGACAAACAGAUCUUAAUCUUGAGUCUGUAUACUCGCAAAUCAUUCAAGAAGAACGUCACCUGAAUGUUAUGCGACAUGAAGAAACAACCCCAGUCCUUGGUAUGUCUACAACAAUGCAAUCUCCGCAGCCAUCACAACAGUCGUUGACUAAUGCUCAAGCAGCGGCUACUCGUGUUGCAAGAAACAACUCGGUCUGUUCGCACUGUGGAAAGCAAGGACAUGAAGUGAGCCAAUGCUUUCAAGUGAUUGGUUAUCCAGAAUGGUGGGGAGAUCAGAAUGCAAAACCUACCACUGGACGUGGAACAGACAGAGGAGGAAGAGGAAGAGGGCGUGACACACAAGGAGGCAGAGGACGUGGUGGUCGUGGAUCAGGUUUUCGAGCAUACAACACUAAUGUUGACAAUUCUGGGUCGUCAACAACUCAGGCACCUGGUAUUCCAAACCUCACAGACGAGCAAUGGGACACUCUAACUAAAUUUGUCAGCGCACAAAAAUCUGCAGCCAAUGAGAAGCUUAUGGGACCUCGCCUCGAAGACUUUGAUUGGUGCGGGUGAAAAGCAUAAUGGGGUUUUUCGAUAUAUGGGGGCUGUGGCAGUUCAAGCAAAUCAUGUGAAACAGACUGCACGAGAUUUGUGGCAUGCACGCAUGGGUCAUCCAUCUUCUGCUGUUCUUUCAGUUUUAUCUUCUGUUGCUGGUUUUACAAAUAAUAUUGGUGUUUUAGAAAGCUCUUGUGGUACUUGUCAUCAAGCUAAACAAACUCGAGAUGUCUUUCCAGUUAGUAUUAAUAAAGUUGAUGAUUGUUUUUCCUUGA
Molecule: messenger RNA, 1557 nt
Organism: Raphanus sativus (radish)
Lineage: Eukaryota; Viridiplantae; Streptophyta; Magnoliopsida; Brassicales; Brassicaceae
Exons: 2
Coding region: 119-1300 (393 amino acids)
Molecular function (GO): zinc ion binding; nucleic acid binding
Source: RefSeq, a predicted model, not a curated record